GUAACCAAUACGUAUACAUAUUCUCCUCCAAAAACUCAAAUCAAAACCAGAACCAAAAUCAUCAACCUAUCGAUUGAUGGACAUGGAGACGAAGAAACCCUACAUGGUGGUGACUGUGAUACAACUUAUAUACGCAAUCAUGUUUUUGAUCUCUAAAGCUGUCUUCAAUGGUGGAAUGAACACUUUCGUCUUCGUUUUCUAUCGCCAAGCGUUUGCUACCAUCUUCUUGGCUCCUCUCGCUUUCUUCUUCGAACGGAAAAGUGCUCCACCUCUUUCAUUUGUGACCUUCAUCAAGAUCUUCAUGCUCUCCUUAUUUGGUGUGACAUUGAGUUUGGACUUGAAUGGAAUCGCAUUAUCAUACACGUCAGCGACUUUGGCCUCAGCCACAACAGCUUCCCUUCCGGCCAUCACAUUCUUCUUGGCUCUCUUUCUUGGAAUGGAGACGCUUAAGGUUAAGAGCAUACAAGGAACAGCCAAACUUGUGGGAAUAACUGUUUGCAUGGGAGGGGUAAUUACAUUAGCCCUUUACAAAGGUCCAGUACUGAAAUUACCUGUAUGCUCUCACCUCUAUCAUCACCAGAAUAUUCCUGGCCACGUCUCCGGCCAUUCCACCUCUUGGCUGAAAGGAUGUGUUCUCAUGAUCGGCUCCAACAUUUUAUGGGGUCUCUGGCUCGUUUUGCAGGGUCGUGUGAUAAAGUUUUACCCCUCGAAGCUGUACUUCACAACUCUUCAUUGUCUAUUGAGUUCAAUCCAAUCCUUUGUUAUUGCUAUUGCAUUCGAGAGAGAUAUCUCAGCAUGGAAGCUUGGUUGGAACCUACGACUCGUUGCAGUCAUUUACUGUGGAUUCAUUGUAACAGGGGUAGCAUAUUAUUUACAAUCAUGGGUUAUAGAGAAGAGGGGACCUGUUUUCUUAUCGAUGUUCACACCUAUGUCUCUCGUCUUCACUCUCCUUUCUUCAUCGAUUCUACUUUGCGAGAUCAUCAGACUUGGAAGUAUUCUAGGUGGAUUAUUAUUGAUUAUAGGACUCUACUGUGUGCUGUGGGGGAAAAGUAGAGAGCAGAAGAACCGUAGUGAUGAGAAGACUGAUCCACAUAAAGAAACCAAUGUUGCUUGCAAUGAAGUGAAGGUUGUCAUUAGUUAAAUGAAAUGUCUUAAUUUGUAUUAUACAAGAGGCUUAUUAUAUGUGUCACACCAUUCACAUAAUAGAGCCCAUAUAAGUUUGCUUUAUUUUUCUUGGAAUGGUUUUUAACUUUCUAUAGAAUUUGUAAGCAAAAAAGAGAACAAAAUAAAAAAUAUGUAUAAAGCUUUUUGUAUGAAAUGAAAAGUUUCUGACAGCUUGCAAAUUGUC
This is a messenger RNA of Eruca vesicaria subsp. sativa (arugula), 1348 nucleotides long. The record is from the annotation of a GenBank genome assembly. Lineage: Eukaryota; Viridiplantae; Streptophyta; Magnoliopsida; Brassicales; Brassicaceae.